This is a messenger RNA of Caenorhabditis briggsae, 4479 nucleotides long. The coding region runs from base 1 to 4479 and encodes 1492 amino acids. The transcript has 9 exons. NCBI's taxonomy places the organism in Eukaryota, Metazoa, Nematoda, Chromadorea, Rhabditida, Rhabditidae. The record is from RefSeq and is a predicted model, not a curated record.
AUGCGCGAGAAGAAAUCGCAAGGCGUCAUCUCGGGAUGGAUAAGCUGGAAGGGAAAAGAAAUGGUCGAGAUUUUUGACCACAAACAUAAGUACCUGUAUGGAGAGAUAGACGACCCGUUUGUCUCCUAUGGCGCCUGGGUCGAGUAUAACGUUGUCUCCGCCCCCGACGAUCAUCCCAAAAACUGCUAUAAAAUGGCAGUGAACAUUGACGAAGACGUCCGAAUCUCCGAGGCUCCCACCAACGACGAGUUCUCCAAAAACCCCAUGAACGUGCGGGAAUUUAAUAAAGUCAACUUUUUCCAGUAUCAAAACGAGGGAAAACAGUUGACGUACAAAAACUCAAUUUCCCGGGAUUUCCGCAACGACGCCUUCAAAAAUGACUACUACGGCGAAGUUAUACUGUCAAGAGACGCUCAGAAUCGUCUGAUCCAAUAUCAAAUCAAUACACUGGAUGUCAUGCUGAAUUUGAUCCAAUCCGAACGGUAUUCAGGCAGUGGACCACACUGGGAGGUCACCCAUUUCAUUCAUCAGGGCAAGAUGUACAGUAUCAAUGGAUUUCCUAAAAAUACCCCCGAAAACCCUGAAAUGACCCUAAAACCCCCAAUUUUGCAGCUCUCGAUCCGUGGAUUCGUGCUCCGCGGACCAGGAGGCGUCGUUCGAGACCGUCGUGACGUCCACAUCCCUCCAGAUGCGCUCCGCCCCAUCAGCUACAACGGAGCACCACAGCCGAGAAGAGCCACACAAGUGCAAUCGACGUCUUCUUCCGAUUGGGACGCACCGGCUCCUCCUCAGAAUCCUCAGAAUCCAGCGCCACGUGAAUUGCAGUCAUUCGGAACGUCUUCUGGAUUCGGUGGAGAUUCUACAGCGACAAAAACGCCACAAGCUCCCAGUCAACGUGGAUUCGGAUUCAGAGCUCCAAGAGAAAGCGCAUUCGGAAGAGGAGGAGGAGCAGGAGUUCCACGGACGGAGCCAGCUAGACAAGGAUUCGGAAGAUCGGGACCAUGGUUCGGCGCUCCAGAACAAACAUUCGGCGCUUCUGAACCGAUUCUAGCGGGACUUGGAGCUCCGAGAACAGGAUUUGAAACUUUUGGAUCAUCAGAGUCGGUCAGAUCUGGAUUUGGAGGAGCUGGAGAAAGAUCAGAAGGAUCUAGAACGGUCGGACGAGGCUUGGAAGCAUUCGGAAGAGGAGGAACAGUCGGAAUUCCAGAUGAAAGUUCGGAUUUUGAGGUUCCACAACGCCAGCAGACACCGUCUGGAGGAUCACAAGCAGCUAGACGAGGAUCGGAAGCUUCGAGACCAGCUACACAAGGAUUCGGAAGAUCGGAACCAUGGUUCGGUGCUCCUGAACAAUCGUUCGGCGCUUCUGAACCGAUUCUAGCGGGACUUGGAGCUCCGAGAACAGGAUUUGAAGCUUUUGGAGCAUCUGAGCCGGUCAGAUCUGGAUUCGGAGGAGCUGGAGAAAGAUCAGAAGGAUCCAGGCCAGGAUUCGGACGACCAGACGUCCCACAACGUGGAUCGAAUCCAUUCAGAGCACCGCCAGCUGAAGCAGCUCCCAGAGCAGCUAUACAAGGAUUCGGAAGGUCCCGGCCAUCAUUCGACACUCCUGAACUAUCCUUUGGCGCUUCUGAACCGAUUCUAGCGGGACUCGGAGCUCCCAGAGCAGAAAGGGCAGGAUUUGGAUUCACAAUUCAAGACGUUCCACCAGCUCCGAUGCCACAGAUUCAACGUGGAUUUGGAUUCAGAGCACCACCUGUAGCUCCAGAUGACAAUAGACGACCUUCUGAAGGAAAUGGAGGAUUCACUAGACUGAAUUUCGGAGAAAUGCCAUCUGGAGCACGAUCUGGAUUUGAAAGCUCAGAAGGAUCUAGAACGACCGGACGAGGCUUGGGAGCAUUCGGAAGAGGAGGAACAGUCGGAAUGCCAGAUGAAAGUUCGGAUUUUGAGAUUCCACAACGCCAGCAGACACCGUCUGGAGGAUCACAAGCAGCUAGACGAGGAUCGGAAGCUUCGAGACCAGCUACACAGGGAUUCGGAAGAUCUCAACCGUCGUUCGGUGCUCCUGAACUAUCAUUUAGCGCUUCUGAACCGAUUCUAGCGGGACUUGGAGCUCCGAGAACAGGAUUUGAAGCGUUUGGAGCAUCUGAGCCGGUCAGAUCUGGAUUUGAAAGGCCAGAAGGAUCUAGAACGAUCGGACGAGGCUUGGGAGCAUCUGGACAAGCUGGAGGAAGAGCGGAGGGAUCCAGAACGAUCGGACGAAGCUUCGGAGGAUUUGGAGGAGCUAAUGGAUCAAGAUUUGGGGAUUCUGAAGCUACCGGAGCAAGAAAUGGAGAUUCUGGAGCAUCUAGGCCAGGAUUUUUAGCAUCUGAAGGGUCGAGGACAGUCGUUCGAAGCUUCGGAGGCUUCGGAGGUCCUGAAGAAAGAUCGGAGGGAUCCAGACCUGCUGGAGGAACGAUCGGACCAAGCUUCGGAUUCGGAGGAGCCACUAGUGGAGCGGCUAGACCAAGAAUCGGAGAAUCCAACGACGCCGACUACAUAUUCGGAUCGCCAUCGGCUGAUGAUAGAAGACGUGAGACUUCUGGAGCAGGAAUCGGAGCUUCUGGUGGACUUGGAGCAGCUAGACCAAGCUUCGGAGCAUCAGAAUCAGUCAGAUCAGGAUUUGGAGGAGCUGGAAAAUCCAUUGGAGCAGCUGGAGAAAGAUCGGAAGGAUCCAGAACGAGCUUCGAAGCACCUGAGCUCGCUAGAUUUGGAUUUGGAAGAUCUAUUGGAGCAGCUAGACCGAGCUUCGGAGCACCUGAACCAGCCAGAACUGGAUUCGUAGGAUCUGGAGCAUUCGGAAGAGGAGCAGCUGGAAUUCCAGAUGACAGUUCGGAUUUUGAGAUUCCACAACGCCAGCAGAUCACUACUGGAAGCUUACAGACAGGUAGACCAGAAUCCAAAGCUUCGGAAGCUUCAAGAGCAGCUACACAGGGAAUCGGAGGAUCCGGACAAAGCUUCGGAGGCUCACCGUCUAGAUCGAGAGAAAACGCUGUCACCGACUACAUUUUUGGAUCACCAUCUCCACGGAAGACUGAACGACCUGAACGAAGAAUUGAUGCUCCUGGAGCAAGAUCUGAAGCUUCGGAGACACCUGCGACUAGACCUAUCGGACGAUCCAUCACAUCUGAAGCUUCCAAACCAGGAUUCGGAGCUUCUGAACCCGUCAGAUCUGGGUUUGGGGGUGCUGGAGGAGGAUCGAAGGGAUCCAGACCUGGGUUCGGAGCUCCCGUCGGACGAAGCUUCGGAGUAUCGGAUCCCACGAAUCCUGUACUCUACGAAGAUUACGUCCCAAUUGGAAAUUCGACGUUUGAUAGUGAUUCAGUGGAUUUGGAUAUUAGUUGUGGUGAAGGAUCGGAGCCAAGAAAUGGAGUAUCAGGAAGAUCGGAGGCAGCUAGACCAGGAUUCGGGGAUUCGGCAGCUCCUAGAGACCAUAUCGGAGCAAGAAAUGGACCAUCCGACGCUGCUAGGCCAGGGAUCGGAGCAUCUGGAGAAGCUGGAGAAAGAUCGGAAGGAUCCAGACGAAGCUUCGGAGGCCCUGAACCAGCCAGAUCAGGAUUCGGAGCAACUGGAGGAUCCAUUGGUCGAGCUGAACAAAGAUCGGAAGGAUCCAGAACGAUUCCACGAAGCUUCGGAGGGUCUGCAGCCACUGAAGCAGCUGCUAGACCAAGAAUCGGAGGAUCCAACGACGCCGACUACAUAUUUGGAUCCCCAUCGCCUACUAGAGGGACUUCUGGAGCAGGAAUCGGAGCUUCUGGACCAACUAGAACAAGCUUCGGAGGAUUUGGCGGAGCUGGAGAAAGAUCAGAAGGAUCCAGACCAAGCUUCGGUGCACCAGAACCGGUUAGAUCUGAAUUCGGAGGAGCUGGAACGAUGAGAAGAAGCUUCGGAGGACCCGAAGGAGGACCUGGACAAGGAUCGGAAGGAUCCAGACCAAUCAGAACGAGCUUCGGAGGCCCUGAACCCUCUAUGCCAGGAGUUGGAGCUUCUGGAGCAGCCAGAACGAGCUUCGGAGGAUCCAUUGGAGGAGCUAGAGAAGGAUCGGAAGGAUCCAGACCGAUCAGAACAAGCUUCGGAGCACCUGAAGCCACUGGAGCACGACCAUUGUCCAGCUGUCUUGCACUUUCUUCGGCUAGAGCGCCUACUACAGUAACCCGGAAUCCAGAAGCCAACAUCCAACCAGCUUACCAGAUCCAAGAUGCCGAUGAUUGGUCAGGAUCGGAGCUAGCACCGAUCACGCCAGCCGCCGAGCUCAACAACAACACGAAGAAGCAGAAGUCGGAGCGACUAUUCAACGACGACACUGACGACGACGACGACGACUGGGGAUCGGAUUCUGGAGCGCCGCCGGUGAGAUUCAUGCCACCGACGAGACGUGCCCGCUCAUUUGGACUCCCACCAGCUGCCACCAAACAGGGAUUAUCUAAAUUUAAUUCGAAAUUUUGA